Glycine soja is the source of this 1212-nucleotide messenger RNA. Its product is annotated as putative receptor protein kinase ZmPK1. Gene Ontology annotation, biological process: protein phosphorylation. The coding region runs from base 1 to 1206 and encodes 401 amino acids. Lineage: Eukaryota; Viridiplantae; Streptophyta; Magnoliopsida; Fabales; Fabaceae. Gene Ontology annotation, molecular function: ATP binding; protein kinase activity. The transcript is spliced from 3 exons. The record is from RefSeq and is a predicted model, not a curated record.
AUGAGAUUAUUCCUUGCAAACUGCAUGCAUGAGAUACUUUUAAUUUCUUUGGUUGUUUUGGAGGUGGAUCACAAAGAGUAUGUUAGAAAGCCAGAAAAUCGUUUUGUGAGUGCAUAUGGUCAUGUUUUUUCUGUGCAGCUUCACAAAGAGUAUGUUAGAAAGCCAGAAAAUCGUUUUGUGAGAUUUUUUCUGUGGCUUGCUACUGCAGUUGGAGCUUUAGAAGUGGUUUGCUUUUUGAUAAUUUGGGUUUUUUUGAUUAAGACGCGUCAAAAGUCUGGUGCAGAUCAACAAGGCUACCAUCAAGCAGAAAUGUGGUUCAGAAAAUAUAGUUAUUCUGAAUUGAAGGAGGUGACUAAAGGGUUCAACCAAGAGAUUUCAAGGGGUGCAGAAGGGAUUGUGUACAAAGGCAUUUUAUCAGAUCAAAGACAUGUAGCAAUUAAGAGACUCUAUGAAGCCAAACAAGGAGAAGAGGAAUUCCUUGCUGAAGUGAGCAGCAUUGGAAGGCUCAAUCACAUGAACUUGAUUGAAAUGUGGGGAUAUUGUGCUGAGGGAAAGCAUAGGUUGUUGGUGUAUGAGUAUAUGGAGAAUGGUUCUUUGGCACAAAAUCUCUCAUCCAACACACUUGAUUGGAGUAAGAGAUAUAACAUUGCUCUUGGAACGGCACGAGUUUUAGCAUAUCUGCAUGAAGAAUGCUUGGAGUGGAUACUGCACUGUGAUAUAAAGCCUCAAAACAUACUUCUUGAUGCUAAUUAUCAGCCCAAGGUAGCAGAUUUUGGGUUGUCCAAGCUACUAAACAGAAAUAACCUCAACAACAAUUUAAGGUUUUCAGUGAUCAGAGGAACUCGAGGAUAUAUGGCACCGGAGUGGGUAUACAACACACCAAUCACCUCCAAAGUAGAUGUUUACUGCUAUGAAAUUGUUCUAUUGGAGAUGAUAACUGGGAAAAACCCAACAACUGGUGUCCAUAGCAAUGCUGGAGAAGAAUCAUAUAAUGGAAGGCUGGUAACAUGGGUUAGAGAGAAAAGGGGUGACGCAUCUUGGCUAGAGCACAUCAUUGAUCCUGCCAUUAAAACAAAUUUCGAUGAAUGUAAGAUGGACCUCUUGGCUAGAGUGGCUUUGGAUUGUGUUGAGGUAAAUAAGGAUCGGAGACCCACCAUGAGCCAAGUAGUAGAAAUGCUUCAAAGCCAUGAUUGUUUAAGGUGUUGAUUUCUU